UACCCGUCUUAAGAAUGUCACGUGCUGUACACAAUAGUUGCGCUAGUGAUGCAUUAACUCGUCUCAUUUUACGUUCCAGCGACGUCACAAAGGAGACGCUAUUGAGGACUGGACGGUGUUACCCGUUUUACUCAUGCACGCGCUGGAAGAAAUGAAUUGUAAUAUCGAUAACAGUGCAUAAGUUAAUAUUCAUUAGCCUUAAGAAUGCAAAUAAUAAUCUUCGUAUGUGCUUACAUGCAAGAGUACUGAUAUUCUGCUAUGGGCGGAGCAAGUCGUAACUUUUAACGCGUCGUAAAAGAUCAGCAAUGUCUAAGGGCACAUCAAUCAAAGAAGCCAUUAAGCAGUGGGAGGAGAAGACGGGACAGAAAGCGACAGAAGCAACUGAGGUAAAAUUGAUCGGUUUGUUUCCUUCCAUAGAGAAGAUGGAUGCAGCACUCAACCAGUUGUCUCUUUGUCAGAAAUUAUGCCUGUCAACAAACGCUAUCGAGAAGAUAACGAAUUUGAAUGCUCUGAAGAGCCUAAGAAUACUAUCUCUCGGCAGAAAUAACAUCAAAAGCUUUGCUGGCUUGGAGGCCGUGGCCGAGACGCUUGAGCAGUUGUGGAUCUCUUACAACAACAUUGAGAGGAUGAAAGGCAUCAACGUCUUGCGAAAACUGUCUGUACUCUACAUGUCAAACAACGUGGUCAAAGAGUGGUCAGAGUUCACCAAACUGAAUGACCUACCCAAUCUGGUUGACCUUGUCUUUGUCGGAAACCCGCUGGAAGAGAAGUACGCAUUGGAGGGCACCUGGCGAGACGAGGCGGUUAAACGUCUCCCGAACGUGAAGCGCCUGGACGGGGCGCCAGUGAUACACAACUGAUGGUAUCGAGCCGGGCCCGCUGGCCGCUGUGUCUCCACCGUUCGUGACACACUGAUCUCGGCGCGGUCGUAAGUGUGUGUGGCAAGCACUUUUCUGAAUGAGUGCGUUCAUUGAUUACCGCUUAAGUUAUGGAUGCAGUCACGAGGCCUCGCAAGCGAUCAUUUUACCAUAAGUGUUUUGCAUGCUUGUAAUCAUGCAUGCUUGUAACGGAUGUAUGCUUCCGUGUGUGUGACAUAGAGUAAGGUUUGGUACCUAUGCAGAAUGGGCCGUGUAUCUUGUACUGCACAUUAUGUUUGAAAUACACCACUCUUCGACUUACCUGCUAGCAGGUUUGUGAAAAAAUUAUGUAUUUUUGCCGUACAUAAAUAUAUGUAUGCCAAAUCUCGCAAAACGUUAAAGACAACUGAAUUUAAGGCAUCGGAAUUUUUGGCGCCAUUAAAAUAAUACCGCGAUGACAUCACCUCAAAGGCAUUUCCACUAGCUAUUAGCCACCACGCGCAAGUUCUUGGCGUGAUGUCAUAUCUGAACCCAUGUGAUUAUCUGGGGCACUAAAUGGGGAUAUUCCAUGACAAAUCGCUUAGAGAGUUACGCCCUCAUGUCUCCCCUCAACUUUAUUUUCA
Molecule: messenger RNA, 1480 nt
Organism: Pollicipes pollicipes
Lineage: Eukaryota; Metazoa; Arthropoda; Thecostraca; Pollicipedomorpha; Pollicipedidae
Product: dynein light chain 1, axonemal
Exons: 1
Coding region: 306-860 (184 amino acids)
Biological process (GO): outer dynein arm assembly
Cellular component (GO): cytoplasm
Molecular function (GO): alpha-tubulin binding; dynein heavy chain binding
Source: RefSeq, a predicted model, not a curated record